This is a messenger RNA of Hevea brasiliensis (rubber tree), 1343 nucleotides long. RefSeq names its product agamous-like MADS-box protein AGL62. The record is from RefSeq and is a predicted model, not a curated record. The transcript has a single exon. Gene Ontology annotation, molecular function: DNA-binding transcription factor activity, RNA polymerase II-specific; protein dimerization activity; RNA polymerase II cis-regulatory region sequence-specific DNA binding. The coding region runs from base 502 to 1008 and encodes 168 amino acids. Gene Ontology annotation, biological process: regulation of transcription by RNA polymerase II. Lineage: Eukaryota; Viridiplantae; Streptophyta; Magnoliopsida; Malpighiales; Euphorbiaceae.
CAAUGUUAAUACACGAUAAGUUUAUGUUGAUUAGACAUUUGUAUAAAAAUUACAGCUCGAAAAAUAACAAAUAAUCGGGAAUUCCAAGUAAUACAUAUAUUAAUAAAUUUCAAUAUUUCUCAAGAAAAAUAAUUUUUAGGAAUCAAAGAUUCUAUUUCAGACUUUAAUUAAAAUUUUAUAGUUUUAAAUAUAAUUUUAAUAUAUUUCGAAAAAUAUAUAUAAUUUUAAUACUGUUAAAUUAAAAUUAAUAAAUAUUAUAAAUAUAUUUAUUUAUUAAUGGGAUGGAUCUGCCAAGAUUACGCGAGAUCUUUUAUUAAAUUGCCCUUUUUUUUUCUUGUUUUUGAGAAGGAUUUAAAUUGCCAUAUUUGGAAUCAUAGUAAUUUAUGAAUAGAGAGAUAUUCCAUAAUAUCUAUCUAUAUAUUUUUAUGUACAUAAGAAGAAGAAAAAAAACCACUAAAGCAAAAGGCCAUGGCAAAUGAAGGACGACGCCGGAAGAUUUAGAUGAAGAAAAUAACCAAAAAACAAUCCCCAGAUGUAACCUUUGCAAAGCGGCGCCAAGGUCUUCUCAAUAAGGCUGGUGAGCUUUGUGUACUUUGCGGAGCUGAGGUGGCAGUCGUCGGCUUCUCCCCAGCCGGCAAACCAUUUGCCUUUGAUCACCCCUCCGUUGACAACGUAAUAGAUCGCUGUCUCUCUGACUCUAACAACAAUGGGAACGUAAACGCAGACCAAGUGGAGAAGAGCAGGAAGCAAUACAUGGAGGCACUUGUCAAGUUGGAGCAUCAGAGGAAACUGUUAGACAGGAUAAGGAAGGAUCGUGAGAAAGAAGCCGCCUCCGGAAGAGACACGUUCUGGUGGGAUGAUCCUGUAGAGAGGAUGGACUCGGAGGAGCUGGAGCAGUAUGUGGCCUCCUUGGAAGAACUUAAGAAGAAUGUGCUUGUUAGGGUUGAUGAGAUGGAGAAGGCAAACAAUUCUCCAUCCAGAUUCUUGCUUUUAGAGGAUGAUCAGUAGCAAGGAAAGGAACUUCUAUUAGCUCCAUUCCAUGCAUCUCUCGUUUGUCUGCUUGGAUUCCCAACUCUAAUAAAUAAUUACUUGCAUUCUUUCAGUUUCCUUGAGAAUUCAUUUCAAGUUAUGCUUACCUCCAUCAUGAACACAAACACCGUGAAUUUCGAAUUUCAUUUAUUUUACAAGUAAAUUUCCCCACACGUCUGUUUUAAGUCCAUGAUGGACGACUCUAUACAAGAAUUUCCCAUUUGGGAAUAAACUCUUCUAAUUUCCUUGGAAAUUUAUUUCAUGUUAUGGCUCUUUAGCCUAUUUGGGAAUACAGUUGCAACCUAUACCCUUUU